Messenger RNA from Leptinotarsa decemlineata (Colorado potato beetle), 683 nucleotides. Its product is annotated as troponin C, isoallergen Bla g 6.0101. Gene Ontology annotation, cellular component: myosin II complex. Gene Ontology annotation, molecular function: calcium ion binding. NCBI's taxonomy places the organism in Eukaryota, Metazoa, Arthropoda, Insecta, Coleoptera, Chrysomelidae. The record is from RefSeq and is a predicted model, not a curated record.
CUCCUUGGCUUGUGGCUAAGAAAAGAUAUAUUCUUCGACGAUGGCCUGUAAUUGCAUGUCGUGAUGAAAGUGAAGGCAAUAUGGAAGACCUAGAGAAGGAUCAAAUACGGAAAAAGUAUAAUUAUUACUUUCAAUCUCGACAACUUCAAGUGCUCAAGUCAACCUUCGACGCUUUUGACGUGGACAGAAAGGGAUACAUCGAUGCGGAUAUGAUCGGCACAAUCAUGGAUAUGUUGGGAACACACGUAAUGGAAGAAGAAUUAGAAGAAAUUAUUGACGAAAUUGAUGAGGAUGGAAAUGGAGAAGUGAGUUUUGAGGAAUUCGCGAAUUUGGCUGCAAGGUUUCUUGUCGAAGAAGAGGAAGAGGAGGAGGAUACAGAAGCGAUCCAAACCGAACUGAAAGGCGCAUUCAGACUAUAUGAUAGAGAAGGAAAUGGAUUCAUCACUAUCGAAGUUCUGAGGGAAAUACUAAGAGAGUUGGACGACAACCUGACUGAAGAUGACCUUGACAAUAUGGUUGAUGAAAUAGAUACCGACGGAUCUGGUACAGUGGACUGGGAGGAAUUCAAAGCUGUCAUGAUUGGUUGAAAACUAUCAACGAGAAUUUCAAAUAGCAUUUAUUCACAAUAUUCAUCAUCACCAUGUAUGCCAGUUAUCACUAAUAAAACUAGUUUUCAGAGCAAA